ACGACGAGUUCGCCAUUGGCUGGCAGCGCCCAGACUCCACCUGCUACUCGCCCCAGACCGCCGGCCGGGCAGCGCCGGAGUGAGGCAUCCCGCCUCAGAUAUCAGGUAUUAGAACUGGACGUCACCCGCCGCCCUUUGCGUGCGGCUUAGUUAGACUUGCAUCACUACCCUCUUGACAUCUGGUGUUGACCCUGCAACCCUCCCCACACGCUUGGGGACAACCAUCCGCCCCGAUACUCGUUGUCACCAUGAAUGCCGCAGGCGGCAUCUGGGCACCCGCAGCCAUGCGGGCUGUCCGGAUCGCUGCCUCGCGCGCGGCCAAGGUGGUACGGACGAGGCUCGCAAGGCCCGUCCAGACGGCUCUCGAGCCUGUCCUCGCCCGUGCCAGCCCGCCGCGCCAACCCAUCCAUCCCGUCGCCUUCCUCCGCCAGCAGAAGAGCCGCAGCAUCCACUCCAGGGCCUCCUCGGCCGCCGCCCGCCAGUUCUCCACCGCACCCCGGCCUCACAACACAAAGUUCCUCAAGACAAAGGUCGGCCGUGCCGUCUCCCAGUUCGCCGGCCGGGCUCCCUUCGCCAGCACGCUGCGGCCAAACCUGACCGGCGGCGCCCUGCCUCGGUCCGCCGGCGGCUACGGCCUCGGCUCCGGUCGCAUUGGCGGCGCACGGUUCUUCAGCCAUGGCCCAGCCAGCCACGCCCAGGUCAUCCAGAACGUCUCGCAGGCCGUCCGCGCCUUCUGGAUCUCGGGUCAAAAGGCUCAGUUCGACGGCCUCAACGCCCGGGGCGAGGCCCGCUUCCGCGCCGUCUCGGCUGUCCAGGACCAGACCAUGCGGAAGCUCUCGAGCUCUUCCUCGGCCGACCGCACGCCCGGCUCCAACCUCGACUUCCGCCUCAACCCUACCGUUACUGCCCUCGGCCCUCUCGCUGCAGCCUUUCCAUUCCCCUCUGCUGCCACUGCUACCGCCAACGUCGAGCCCAGCAUCAACACCGAGGGCUUCCUCGACGUGCUCUCCGGCGACUUCGCUCGUGCCCUGAAGGACCUUACUGCCACCCUCACAGACCUGCAGAAGCUCGCAGCGCUUGGCGACCUGCCCAUCCAGCUCGUGGAGUCCAAGGGCGGCCACAUACUGCGGGUCCGUUUCCCAGGGGUCGAUGCCGACACAGUUGAAGCGCUCUGUCUCGAUCUCGGGCUCACGCGGGGGAUCGUGACGGAGGAUCCAGAGUUCGGCAGAGAUGCACCCGUCGCGCUCAAGUUUCCCUUCGCCUCGACGGUGCUGAGCCAGGACAUCCACUCGGGAUUGCCCUGGCAGAGCAGCUACAAGCGAGCUGCUGCCGGUGCUGCCUCGGCGUACUUUGGCACCGACGAAACGGAAAGCGACACAGACGAGGACGAAAUCACCGCCAUGUUCUUCGACCAGAACCACAUCAACAGCAACCAUGACAAUGAGCUGGACGACGAUGGCUUCAGCGAGAUUGUGCAGCGCAACCCCUGGCUUGCAUCACCUUCGGAUUCUUCGUCCCUGCCGUCUCUGAAUGCCCUCGACACGGACCUGCUCGACGGGCACUACGACAACAUGUCCUCUCCUUUCCGUGCUCGCUGGUCGGCAACUCUGCAGAACAGCAGCAACAGCUUUCGCGGCCAGGAGAGCAGCAACAGCUUUGAGGGUGUGGAGGGCGUGUACCGGUUCCUCGAGGAGUGCGAUCGCGCUCGCGACCGGUUCUGAAGUGAAACCCGCCCACCUUAUCCUCGACCCACCUGCGCAGAGCCUUACCUACGCUGCCGUCAGCAACGGCACCUUACUUGAGAAUCCCUCAAUUUCUUUUUAAACUCACGUUUCUUUCCUGGUCUAAUUUCUCUUUUCCACAUGUUCCCCAAAUGGUCCGAGAAUCCUUUUCCUUUGUCCCUCCGCCAAGUAUCUGCUUUCUCCUCCUCUUCAAGGUGUUUCCUUCAAAGUCUCCACAGUCUAGCCAGCUUCUCUCACGAAACCACGCAAGGGUGUGUGUGUGCCGACGCGUCUACAAAGGAGAUGGAGAACACACACGCGUACUUUGCACAGAAGAAAGGUAGAAAGGAAGAGAAAAGGAACAAGUCUUUCCUCCACACAAAGCUACGACUUUUUUGACGAAACAACCCCUUAAGAUACCACAUAUAGCAUAAAUGACAGAUUGCAAAUCAAUAACCCACCGUUAUCAACUGA
Molecule: messenger RNA, 2195 nt
Organism: Microdochium trichocladiopsis
Lineage: Eukaryota; Fungi; Ascomycota; Sordariomycetes; Xylariales; Microdochiaceae
Exons: 1
Coding region: 249-1721 (490 amino acids)
Biological process (GO): proteasome assembly
Molecular function (GO): proteasome binding
Source: RefSeq, a predicted model, not a curated record